UUCUGCCAAAAGUUACGUAGGGGUGCCAACAACCGACCAAAGCCAGCAACGACCACUUUCCCCUACUACCAAAAUACUAAAACUUUGAUGUAAUAAAAUCAUUGCUUUAUGCCCUUACGUAAAGUCAAACUUUCUUGAAAUUUUUCUCGCAAAAAGGUAUGUAACCCCUUGUAUAAUUUGAAUUCCAUAAAUCCCAUACCAUAAAAAAUACCCAACCUGUAAAAGAACAGCGCAACUGAAGUGAUCACACAGCGAGAGUUUAGUUUGCAAGACUGCAUCAUACCAAUAAACCGAAAUCGAUCACUAUACAACCGCUGCACUAAAACAAUUACAAGUAGUGCGAGACAGAAGGAGCGUUUGCGAGCCAAAAAACCCCUAUUUUCAUCAUUCUAAUAGAAUAUCAACAAAGUAUGAACAGCGAAUGUGACUAACUUUCGCAUGACUUCUUCAAAACCUACUCCAUUAGCGAAAUGUUUAUGGAAAUGAUCGGUUAAACCAUGGCAGAAAAAAUCCCCUUUCAAUCUCACUGGUUAUAUAAUAUACCUCGCAAGCGAACGAUAACACAGUUUUCAACGUUGCCUAGAGCAAAAUGCAUUUCGCCGCAUUUAUUUCGAUUGGAAUUAUUAUUUCCAACAGUGUAGUAGCAGAUAGUUGUACAAAACCACCUGUCGUUCACACUUCACUUGGUUCUAUCAAAGGAUCUGUUUUGGAAAGUCGACUAGGAAGACAAUUCUUUGCAUUUCGUGGCAUUCGCUACGCUCAACCACCCACCGGAGAGUUACGUUUCCAGGCUCCGAAACCAGUCACCGCAUGGGAAGACCUGCUGGAUGCUACCGAAGAUGGACCGAUGUGUCCCCAGCCAGCCUACAACCGAAGCGAAGUUUCGGAAGAUUGCCUCCGCCUCAAUGUAUACACUAAGCAAAUCCCAGGAGAAUUGAUUCGAAUUCGCCCCCAGAGCGUGCUGGUUUACAUUCAUCCCGGAGGAUUUUACGCUUUCUCUGGACAGAGUCGGAACAACGCAGGUCCGCAGUACCUCAUGGAUCAAGACAUUGUCCUGGUUACAAUCAACUAUCGGCUAGGUUCACUUGGUUUUAUGAGCACUGGGACGGCAGAUUGCCCGGGGAAUGCCGGUCUGAAAGACCAAGUGAUGGCCCUUCGAUGGAUCCGGGAUCACAUUUCCAGUUUCGGCGGUAAUCCGGACUCGGUCACACUGAUGGGAUAUAGCGCAGGAGCGUUAAGCUCGGCGCUACAUUUGAUCUCGCCCAUGUCCCGCGGACUAUUCCACCGGGCGAUCGUAAUGAGUGCUGCGGCAACCAGUCAAGUGGAUAUACCAACCGAUCAAAUCGAACUUGCUCGUAAACAGGCUGCUCUAUUGGGAUGCGAAGUGACACCCACAGAGAAAAUGGUUGCCUGUUUGCGCCAGAAACCCGCGACGGAGUUCGCCGAUAGCUUGGAGUAUAUGUUUGUGAUUUCGUGGAAUCCAGUGCUGCUGUGGAAGCCGGUAGUUGAGCCAAACCUGGGACAGGAACGUUUCCUCGAUCGAGAUCCGACAGAGGCAUUCUUGAAAGGUGAUUUCAUGAAGGUGCCGAUAAUCGCCGGAAUAACAAAGGACGAAUUUGCUGGCCCUGCAGUGGCAUUCUUGAAAAAUGAAACGCUUAGAAAUGAGCUAGAUCAAAACUUCGAUACUCUUGCACCAGUUCUGUUCCUGUAUGAAAGGCACACUGAGGAGUCCAGAAACAGGAGCAAACUGUUGCGAGAGAAAUUUCUUGGCGAUGAAAGCCUUAGCCUUAGCAAUUCGUUGACGGGGUUGAAUUAUCUCUUCGCCGACAGCCUAAUUGGAUUCGCAAUGCAUCGGUUCAUACAACUGGCAUCCCGUCAUACGACCGUUUAUCAGUAUAAAUUUUCUUACGUUGGACGAUACAGUUUCUUAUAUUAUCCGGACGAUAAAACACCAUACGGAGCGGUUCAUCAUGAUGAUCUACUGUAUCUGCUAGUCAUUCCAUCAAGGGCACCUAUUUUCAAUGUUACUGAUCCGGAAAAUUCAACCGUUGAAAGGGUUACCGGAAUGUGGAGCACCUUUGCGAAAACCGGAAAUCCAAACAAAGCCGAUAAAAUAUCAAUGCCGGAUUGGAUUCCCGUUAGCAGCACCGAGGAUCACUACCUAAACAUCGGGCAGGAGCUGGUGAUGGAAAGAGGACUUUUCACUGAGCGAUUUGCUUUCUGGGACCAACUGUUUCCAAUUCCCUCAGUGAAGAAUGAUUGAUGCAAACGAAAAUCUUGGAAUCUACCAUUGAAUAACUUUUCUUCUUAACAUUGAACGCUAUCUGCGGUGGAUCAGCUUUCGCGAACCGAAAAGCAACCCCAAUAGGCCACUUUCAUAAUUAAUUCCAAAAUAAAUUAACCCAAAAAAUUCGAAAAUAUUAAACUCGAAGCAACAGCUCAUGUUUUAAAGAAGGCGUAAUCUCCAAGAAAAUGUAUAAAAUCAAACGGAAAUAUAAUUUAUAUUUUUUUUUGCUUA
This is a messenger RNA of Topomyia yanbarensis, 2518 nucleotides long. Its product is annotated as juvenile hormone esterase-like. The record is from RefSeq and is a predicted model, not a curated record. NCBI's taxonomy places the organism in Eukaryota, Metazoa, Arthropoda, Insecta, Diptera, Culicidae. Bases 590 to 2263 code for a protein of 557 amino acids. The transcript is spliced from 3 exons.